GCGCGCCGAACAGCACAAACCGCAGUUGCAGCCAACAAUGGCUGUGCUGAGUCAGCGAAACGAACGAAGAAGAGCAAAACGAGCGCUCGUCUCCGCACCGACUGAGCAGCAGGCAGUGAAACACAGCAGCCCACGCAGAUUGAUCGCAGCAAGCAGCAAGCAAGCGCGUGAAGCCUCUGCAGCCACACCCACACACCCACACACACCCACAAACAUCAGUGCACACAUUACACACAAACACACUCGCACAAACAACGAACAUGGACCGCAGUGUGGGUGUGUCCACACAGUUUCUUCGACGGUUCUUGGAGGACAUCAAGGAGACGUUCCCAGAGGACCACGGAACACUGACAACAACAGACGUGUGCACCAAAGUGGUGAUUCCACGCACCAAGGCGUCGCAAUGCGCCUACCUGGACCUCAUCAAGAAGGAACACCCGCAAGACGUGGGCCCAGCCAACGUGUUCGUCUCCCAUGCCUGGCGCUACAAGCUCGAGGACGUCGUGGGCACCAUGCUGGAAUUCGCCCAGGCACGACAGAAGCAGCAGCAGGCCCAAGGCAAGGACGAACCAGCCGAGACUUACUUUUGGUUUGACCUCUUCAUCAACAACCAAAACAUUGCCGCUGACCUUCCACAAGAGUGGUGGAGCACGACGUUCAAGGAGUCGAUUGCAUCCAUUGGGCACGUGCUGCUGGUGCUGACUCCCUGGAGCGACCCCAUCCCGCUGACACGCGCCUGGUGCCUGUGGGAAAUCUUCUGCAGCAUCAGCCAAGACAACGUCCAGCUCACCAUCCAGCUGCCGGCGGCCCAGAAGCCCGAGCUGAAACAGGCCAUCCUGGACGACUACGACGCCGUCCUCAACACCCUCGUCCGCGUGCAGGCAGAGCGCGCCGAGGCCUGGAACCCAAAGGACAAGGAAAUGAUCUUCAGGGCCAUCGAGGCCUCGGUGGGGUUCCCAAAGCUCAACGAAACCGUCAAGGACCAGAUGCGCGCCUGGUGCCUGCAAGCCGUCAUGGCGUUUGUGCAGGAGAUGAGCCAGCAGGGCAAGGAGGACACGGAGGAGUUUGGCCGCUUGUGCUUCCAGGCCGGGGCGGUGCUGCACCGGUUCGGCGCCAUGGACCAGGCCAUCCUCUUCUACGACAAGGCCCGCGCCAUCUUCGAGGCCGUCCUCGGCAACGAGCACAAGCUCACGGCGGCAGCGCACGGCCAGCUGGGCCUGGUGCUGGCAGACAGGGGCGCCUUUGACCGCGCCAUCCACCACCACACGCGCGCCCUGGAGCUGAGGCAGGCAACCCUCGGCGAGCAGCACCCAGACACGGGCAUGACGUACAGCAACCUGGGGAUGGUCCACCAGCGCAUGGGCGACGCGAACAAGGCCAUCGCGCUCUUCAGCAAGGCGCUCGAAAUCACGCUGCCCGCGCUCGGAGAGCAGCACCAGACUACCGCGCUCGCAUACUGCAACCUGGCAAACGCGUUUGGGGACAAGGGCGACCAGGACCGCGCCAUCGCCCUGUACACGCAGGGGCUCGACAUCUACAAGCAGACGCUGGGGGAGAACCACCCAACGACGGCGCAGACGUACGGCAACCUCGCCACCGCGUACAACGCAAAGGGCGAGCACGACAAGGCAAUCGACCUCCUCAACACAGAACUGCGGGUCAUGCUGGCAACAUACGGAGAGGACCACGAGCAGACGGCCUCCACCUACAACAACAUCGGCCUGGCGUACACGCAGAAGAAGCAGGCUGCCACUGCGCUGCCGCUGUUCGAGAAGGCACUGAAGGCGAUGCUGGCUGCGGUUGGCGAGCAGCACCCGUCAACGGCCGCCACCCUGACCAACAUGGGCAUGGCGCACCGCGCACUCGGGCAGCACGAUGAGGCGGUGAAGUGCUACACGCGCGCCCUGGACAUCAUGGCCGCCACCCUCGGCGAACGGCAUCCAACAACAGCCAACACCAUCGGCAACCUGGCCAACGUGUACCUGGAGAAGGGCGACGCAGCAAAGGCCCUCGAGCUGAACAAGCGCGCGCUGGAGGUCAAGGUGGCGCUGCUGGGGCCGCACCACCCGGCAACCGCAGAUACGCUGUGCAACCUCGGGCUCGCAUUCCAUCAGGCCGGCGAGCACGAGCAGGCUGCCAAGCACAUCAGGCAGGGCCUCAGCGUCUUCAUCGCCGUGCUCGGCCCCACACACCCGCGCACGCUGCACACACAUCAGCUGCUGCUGCAGCUCACGCAGGCGCAUGCGGUGGCACUGCAGGGCGACAAGAAAGAGCAGGAGGGUCUGCCGGUGCACGCUGCUGAAGAGGCAGCACUGGCUUCCGAGGACAAGGGCACGGACGAGAACGAACAGCAGGCAGAAGCAGAGCAACCACAAACGGAACAGAACAGCGACAGCAACCCCGCUGCAGCUGCAGCACACCAAGAACAAGAACAUGAGGAACAAGAGGGCAAGAAACAAGUUGACGCUGAAAUUGAAGACGAAAAAGAAGAAGAACGACAACAACAACAACAACAACAACAACAACAACAACAACAACAACAACAACAGCAGCAGCAGCAGCAGCAGCAGCAGCAGCAGCACCAACAGCACCAACAGCAGCACCAACAACAACAACAACAACAACAACAACAACAACAACAACAACAACAACAGCAGCAGCAGCAGCAGCAGCAGCAGCAGCAGCAGCAGCACCAACAACGUGAUGGUGAUAAUAGCAUGGCGACCGAGAACUCGUCGCGCAACGAGCAACGAGAAGAGCGCGGCGUCAACAACGCACAAACCACCCAUGAAACGCCAGUGCACGGGCCAGGCAGUGCUGCGCAAGAGACCGCGGCAACAUCAAGUGGCAGCCAGAACCAAGGCGGCAACACAAGCUGUUGCGUGUUGUUGUGAGGGGGGAGGAUGAAUGUCUGCGCUUUGGUUCAUUGUGAAUCUGUCCACCUCUUGUCGUUUCUCACGCACACUUCCCUGUUUCCUCCUUUCCCACCUGUCUGUGGCGCGGCCUUCUGCUUGUGUGCGCAUUCUUCUUGUUUGUGUGUUGUUGCACCAUCCGUGACCAACAGACAGCAACAGCAGCAUUGAGCUUGCACCACCCUGGCACCACUCGCAACCUGUCACUUGUACCCGUUGCAUGCAUACACAUUUACUGAAC
Messenger RNA from Salpingoeca rosetta, 3153 nucleotides. RefSeq names its product mbre TPR repeat protein. The transcript is spliced from 2 exons. Bases 261 to 2894 code for a protein of 877 amino acids. NCBI's taxonomy places the organism in Eukaryota, Choanoflagellata, Craspedida, Salpingoecidae. The record is from RefSeq and is a predicted model, not a curated record. Gene Ontology annotation, molecular function: protein binding.